Molecule: messenger RNA, 2986 nt
Organism: Halteromyces radiatus
Lineage: Eukaryota; Fungi; Mucoromycota; Mucoromycetes; Mucorales; Cunninghamellaceae
Product: histidine phosphatase superfamily-domain-containing protein
Exons: 11
Coding region: 86-2947 (953 amino acids)
Biological process (GO): inositol metabolic process; inositol phosphate biosynthetic process
Cellular component (GO): cytosol
Molecular function (GO): metal ion binding; ATP binding; 5-diphosphoinositol pentakisphosphate 1-kinase activity
Source: RefSeq, a predicted model, not a curated record
UUUCUCUUUGUUUCCUUUUUUACUUUUUGCCCUUUCUUGUUCCAGGUUUUCUUUUAUAGUUACCAGAAACUAUUGUUAUACUCGAAUGCCCGUUCCGUCCUCUGUUUCUGUCAAUGACAUUAUGCCUUCUUCUGAAAUGCAACAAGAUAGAAAAUAUGUUUUGGGUAUUUGUGCUAUGGAUAGGAAAGCUCGUUCUAAGCCUAUGCGUCAUAUUCUUAAUCGAUUAUUAGCCUAUGCUGAUUUUGAUAUUGUGAUUUUUGGUGAUAAGACAAUUUUGGAUGAAGAUAUUGAGAAUUGGCCAGGUUGUGAUUUUUUGAUUUGUUUCUUUUCCGAUGGAUUUCCUCUUGAAAAGGCAGUGGAAUAUGUCAAACUUCGAAAACCUUAUGUAGUGAAUGAUGUAUGUAUGCAAUCAUUAUUAUGGGAUCGCCGUGUUGUAUUGGCUGUUUUGGAUGCUAUUGGUGUACCUACUCCUCCUCGUCUAGUGGUCUCUCGUGAUGGUGGUGCCAAAGUGGAUAUUGAUGCUGCUAAAGCUUUUAAAGAAUGCAAUGGGAUGGAUAUGGAUCGUAUCAUUGCAAAGUAUGCUAGUAAUACUCCAUCUAUAGAAGUGACUCGAAAUGGUAUUAUUGCCAAAGGAAAAUCUCUGGAUAAACCUUUUAUUGAAAAGCCUGUCGAUGGUGAAGAUCAUAAUAUCAACAUUUAUUAUCCUGAAUCUUUUGGUGGUGGUGGUCGUAGACUCUUUAGAAAGAUUGGUAACAAGUCUAGCGAAUUUGAUCCAGAAUUGGAAUUUGCUUCUGAAGAAGGUUCUUAUAUCUAUGAAAGUCUUAUGAUGACUGAAAACUGUGAAGAUAUCAAGUUAUAUACAGUGGGUCCUACUUUUAUUCAUGCGGAAACAAGAAAAUCACCUACUGUAGACGGUCAUGUUAAACGCAAUACAGAUGGAAAAGAAAUUCGUUAUUGUACUGAACUUACUCAAGAAGAAGAAGAAAUUGCUCGUAAAGUAUCCAAGGCAUUUGGCCAAAACGUAUGUGGAUUAGAUCUAUUACGGGUUCAAGGCAAAUCUUAUGUUAUCGAUGUCAAUGGUUGGAGUUUUGUUAAAGGAAAUGAUCAUUAUUACGACCAGUGUGCAAAGAUCUUGGCUGAAAAGUUCCAUCGAUCGAUUCAAGAACGUCCUUCUUCAUUGGCCGAUAUUCCAUCCAAGAUUUCUCCAGAAAACUCCUGGCGUUUGAAAGGUUUUGUUGCCGUUUUUCGACAUGGUGAUCGUACUCCCAAGGAUAAAUUCAAGAUCUCAGUCAAAUCUCCAUACUUUGCAAACUUAUUAGAAGGGAGUCGCCGUGAGGUAGUUUUCCGUCAAAAACAUCAACUAGAAAAGGUUACUGAAGCUGUGGACAAAUGUCUCUCUGAUGAUUCUGAAGAUACCGAUAAAAUGAUGGCUUUGAAAGAAAUCUUGGAAAAGAAAGCCAAUUUACCUGGUACCAAAGUGCAACUCAAACCGAAAUUCGAUCCUGAUUCUGGUGAACUGGAAAAAUUACAACUUAAUGUCAAAUGGGGUGGUGAGUUCACUCACGCUGGUCUUUAUCAAUCCAGGGAUUUAGGUGAAAACUUGCGAAAAGAUAUGAAUAUUCUCAAUCGUGCUGUAAUGGAUGAUAUCAAGAUUUAUAGUAGCUCCGAACGUCGAGUGAGAGCCACAGCUGAUAUCUUCGCCCGCUGGUUUCUGGGUCAACCUGAAUCUAUCGAUGGUGUUAUCUCUGAAAGCAAAUACUUAUUGGAUGAUAGUAAUGCAGCGAAGGAACAAGCUGAUGCAGUCAAGCGACAACUCAAGGAACUUUUACGACCUGGUAAUGAUUUACCAGAAUUAAUGCUUGCACAAAUGAAUUGGCCAGAAGGACUUCCUCAACCACAUGUGAUUCUUCAAGAAAUCUCAAUCAUCAUGUCUCGUUUGCAAACUCUGAUGCAUCUCAAUUGGUCAUCCAAGGUGGUCGAUCAACUUCAACGUCGCUGGUGCUGUUUUGAGUCUCCAUCUCUCUUCAAGGAACGUUGGGAAAAGAUGUUUCGAAAUUUUUGUCAAACUGGAAGUGGCGAUGAAAGUGAUGGAUCAUUCACCACUCAACAAUUAUCCUCAUCUGAAAAAUAUGCUGACCCUUCUUGGAUUCCUGAAUUAUACGAUUCUUUGAAAUAUGAUGCUUUACACAAUCGACCUUUUUUGAACGCAAUCUUCACUGAUCCUGAUUUGGCUUCUUCAUCACCUGAUCCUUCUAUAUUAUCACAGUCUCCACCAUCAACUAAUUCACCUCAUUUCCAACAGCAAAUAUCAUUUACCAAUCGACGACUUUCAACUGCUACUGAACCAACCAUGCGCAGCUGUAAUCGUGAUCUUCGAAAAUUAUACAAGUAUGUCAAAAUCAUGUUUGAUUUUAUCGCUCCUCAAGAAUUUGGUAUCUCUGACGUAGAAAAGAAGAAUAUCGGCAUGUUGAUUAGUCUUCCUUUAUUGAAAAGUAUUCUUAAAGAUUUGGAUGAUAUGACAACGUCAGAAAAUCCGAAGACAAGAUUAUAUUUCACAAAAGAAUCCCAUGUGCAUGCCUUAUUGAAUUUAGUAUAUCAUUCAGGUGUACCAACCAAAAUCCCAAGGAAUAUGCUACCUGAAUUGGACUUCUUAACCCAAAUCACAUUCGAACUUUAUGAACGUAAAAAUCCUGAUACCGACACUGCUGCUGAAUAUUCUUUACGAAUUGCUUUCUCCCCAGGUGCUCAUUAUGAUAGCGUUCUGGAUUUGCAUAUGGAUGCUGAACAUUGUCUCAAAGUGGCUCCUCGCAAAAACUUAAUUCCUCAUCUUUCUUUGGAAGAAGUCUUGUACUACCACAAAGGAUAUUUGAAUGUUCCCAACUUGAAGGCCAUCCAACAAACCAUUGAAGAACGUCAACUUUAUUAUGCUCAAGAAGAUAAUCAAUAGGUUUUUCCUCUUCUUUUUUUUUUUUUUUUUGUGUCCGUU